AUGAUACGCAGACCGAGAAGGCCUUUCUGGACACUUGACGCGCAUCGGAUACCAGUGUUGUCGCUUUAUAGGACACUUUUGAAAACAGCAAAACGUUUUGAUAAGGACAUCCACAAAAGAUUUCUAUACUUUUCAUUAAGAGACAAGUUUAGAUCCCGGAGACACGAAACUUCUCUCCAAAAAACGGCCAACUAUCUGAAGGAGGCAGAAGAGUGUAAGUCACUUUUAGAGAAAGCUCUAGAUGGUGAUCAAGAAUCUAUACAGCAUAUUGAUGAUCUCUCGUGGGGAAGAAAAGGGAGAUUGAAAGAAGUUUUGGAUGUGGUAAAUUACCUUACUCUUCAGCUCCACAAGUGGAAAGGACCCAAACAUCACCCAUUUGUGUAUGACAUUCGCGUCCUGUCUUCACGCAAACAAGAUUCACACCCAGCUUAUAGAAUAGCCAUUGAUCCGUGUGUUUAUACCCCUCCCCCGGAACCUCUAUUACCACAAAGAAUCAAGCGAAAGAAAAAACGUCCGCGUAGACCCGUUAUAAGAUAUGAUGUAAUUACGUCAUUGGGCUAUCGUCUAUGGCGGGUACGUGGAUGGGAACAGCCAGCAUGGGUCUCAAUGAUGAUGAAUAAAAGGAUUAGACAGCAUCAAAAGAGGUUAGAUAGAUAUCAGGAACUACAAGAACAGCUAUCUAUGGUUGUGCUAGAGCAACGGAUGAUGAACCAGCUGGGAGUGCCAGAUGAAGCUGAAGGAUUUGAUGAACUUAUCAGAAAGGAAUUGAAAGAGAGGAAAUUAUUGCAAGAAAGUUUUCUCAAAGCACAAAAACAAAAAUCUCAAAAUGAGGAAAGAGACAUCAAUGUCUAA
Paraglomus brasilianum is the source of this 852-nucleotide messenger RNA. The record is from the annotation of a GenBank genome assembly. NCBI's taxonomy places the organism in Eukaryota, Fungi, Glomeromycota, Glomeromycetes, Paraglomerales, Paraglomeraceae.